UGGUAGCACUGUUACUGACAGAGUGUGAUUCCAGGAUUCCAGGGGUGUGGGAGGUGAGAGCAGCUGUGCUUGUGCUCGGCCUGUAUACACUGGACUGCACUGGACUCUUCCGUUUGCUCCACAGACACUCUGAGGAAAAUGUCCUGGAGGCGCCGGGCUGUGCGUCCUCCGAGAGCCGCUAGGGGGAGCCUUCACCCCGCGAGGGCCACAGUGACCUGCUCCUUCCCGGGGCCAGCUCUGCUGCGGAUGACCUGGGUGGCCGCUCUGUUCACCACUGCUCUGGGCGACUGUGGCCCCCCGCCCAUUUUAACCUUUGCUGCUCCAAUGACUGAGUUGAACAGGACAGACUUUGAGAGUGGAACUGUUCUGAAAUAUGUGUGCCGACCUGGCUACAUAAAGACAGGCUCCAACCAGUUCCUGACCUGUGAAGACUCAGGUGCCUGGAGGGACUCCAUCAACUGUGUCAAGAGACGAUGCAGACACCCAGGAGAAUUACGCAACGGACACGUGAUAGUUCAGACAGACUUCGCUUUCGGAUCUGAGAUAUCAUUCAGCUGUUUGGAAGGAUACAUCUUAAUUGGCCCAGAAACCAGCUUCUGUGAAGUCCAAGGCCGAGGUGUUGAGUGGAGUGAGCCUCUCCCAGAGUGCAUUGUUGCCCAGUGUGCACCACCUCCGGCCAUCAGCAACGGGCGGCACAGUGGAAAGGACAAGGAAUUCUACCCGUAUGGCUCCUCUGUCACCUACAGCUGCGACCCUCAGUUCUCACUGGUAGGAAAAGCUUCCAUUUCCUGCUCGAUGGAAAAUAAGACCCAAACGGUCUGGAUCCCAAGCCCUCCUACUUGUCAGAGAGUCACCUGUCCUCACCCAGAGGUGAGACAUGGGAAACUGAUGGCUGGCUUCCGAAGCACGUUCCAUUACAAAGACUCUCUUGAGUUUGACUGUGGUGAAGGCUUCCAGCUUGUAGGCAGCAGGGUUAUCCAUUGUGCAGCCAACGGCCAGUGGAGCCCCCCUCCUCCUGUCUGUGAGCAAAAAGCAUGCUGCCCGAAACCAGUGCUGAAGGGUGGCGAGGUCCUAUACCCGAGGAGACACAGCUCAGUCCAGAUGUGUGCCUACUUUUACGGAGAUACUAUUAGUUACCGGUGCUAUGGCAAGGACAACCACGAAUCCAGAUGCCAACGUGAUGGCACGUGGAGUCCGGAACCCACGUGUGAGAACAGCUGUUACUUUCCGCCUGACAUUGCCCACGGAUCUUACAGAAAGGUCAGGAACUUUCUAACGGAAGAGGUGCACUACACCUGCACAUCUGGGUACAAGCUGGUUGGACCGAGCAAGCUCACCUGCAGCAGAGAAGGCUGGUCAGAGCAAGCCCCUCGGUGCAAAGCUGUGUGCCUGAGGCCAAAGAUAGAACACGGACAGUUGUCUGAGAAUAACUCUCAGUACCUGGAACCUGCCAGCGUCACUGUCCACUGUGACUCUGGCUACAGACUGGUUGGUAACCAGACCAUCACCUGUUCAGAGGACAGAACCUGGUCCCCAGCGGUGCCCAGGUGUGAGUGGGAGUUCCCUGCAGGUUGUGAGCCUGUGGCCAAGGGCUGGAAGCUCAUGCAGUGCCUCCCCGACCCUAGAGAGGCAAAGCUGGCCCAGGAGAUGUACAAACUCUCCCUCGAGAUCCAACUCCUGGAACAACAGAUAGAGCAGGUCAGGACCAACAUGCUGCAGCCACCAGAGCUCUGCAGGUGUCAAGAGGACCCGGACCACCUCCACAGCUCUGACCCCGCCCAGAGCCAAUACGGACCCACACUGCCUCCAGAGCUCUACUGCAGGCCCUUCCCUGCCAUCGCUCACGGCUCCCGUCAGGACAUGAGCUCGUUCUUCUCCUUUACCACUGUGGUGCGGUAUGAAUGUGAUGAAGGAUAUCUUCUGGUUGGAGAGCCCAAAAUCUCCUGCAGAAACUCUCACUGGUCGGCCCCUGCACCCCGAUGUCGAGCUUUGUGUGCAAAACCACAUAUAGCACAUGGACAUCUAUCUGUGGAAAAGCACCAGUAUGUGGAGUGGGAGAAUGUGACUGUGCACUGUGACCCCGGCUAUGACAUGGUUGGCCCCCAAACCAUCAGCUGCUCAGACAACAGGAUGUGGGACCCAGAGGUGCCCAGGUGCGAGUGGGAGGUUCACACAGGCUGUGAGCCUGUGGCUGCAGGCAGGAGGCUCAUGCAGUGUCUCCCCAGUCCUGAGGACGUGAAGCUGGCCCUGGAGCUAUACAGACUCUCCCUGGAGAUCAAGGCCUGGGGCAAGCGUGAACCACUGGGAGGAGACAGUUAGGAAUCGAAUGUGGGCUCCCCACCGUGCUCCUGCAUCCUCCAGUGGAGGAGAGAACCAUCUCUCCUUGGCCGCCCACUGGCCUCUGACAGAUACCU
Sorex araneus (European shrew) is the source of this 2414-nucleotide messenger RNA. RefSeq names its product C4b-binding protein alpha chain. The record is from RefSeq and is a predicted model, not a curated record. Bases 139 to 2319 code for a protein of 726 amino acids. The transcript has 14 exons. NCBI's taxonomy places the organism in Eukaryota, Metazoa, Chordata, Mammalia, Eulipotyphla, Soricidae.